CGCCGGGCGGAGGAACGGGCGGCUCUGGGAACCUCGGCGGCUGCAGGAGGCUGCGGAGCUCUGCCGGGCAGCCUCGGAGCGGAGGCGCUUCCCCGGGCAGGGCAGCGUUAUGAAACACGGCCGCGCUUGAGGAUCCGGGCAGCGCAGCGCCGCGGCGGCUCCGACCCCGCCUGAUGGCUCGGGAGGCCACGGAGCGGCUGCCGGGCACCGGCUGCGGGCAGAGCGACCCCGGAGCCCCGGCACGGUGAGCCUGGGACCCGGAGAGCAAAAGGGACCCGGAGAGCAAAAGGGACACCGGAGAGCAAAAGGGACCCGGAGAGCUGCGGGGACCCGGAGAGCAAAAAGGGACACCGGAGAGCUGCGGGGACACCGGAGAGCCAUAGGGACACCGGAGAGCAAAAAGGGACACCUGAGAGCAAAAGGGACACCGGAGAGCUGCGGGGACACCGGAGAGCAAAAGGGACCCGGAGAGCCACAGGGACCCAGGAGAGAUACAGGGAACCUUGAGGGACCCACGGCAGGAGGGACACGAGGGACCCACGGCAGAAGGGACACACGGACACGAGGGACCCAGCGUCGGUAGCUGCGGUGCUGCUGGGCCGGGCGGGAUGAAGGCGGCGCCCCCCGAGCCCCCCGAGCCCCUGGGGCGGGCAGGAGCCUGAGGAGCAGCGGAGCCGCAGCCCGGAGCUGCGAGGAGCUUUCCUCGGGAGGAGCAGCGCAGGAUGGGCUGAGCGUCCGGCCGGGCUCGGAGCCGCGGCCAGCUGGGAGGCGGGAAGGGCCAGUUCCAGCCGGGGCAUGGCCAAAGCUUUCUUCAGGCUGCAGAAGUUUCUCCGUCGGACCCAGUUCCUGCUCUUUUUCCUCACGGCAGCUUACCUGAUGGCCGGCAGCCUGCUGCUGCUGCAGCGGAGCCGCCUGGUGAUGCAGCACGGCAACCGGGGCGGCCCGGGGCUGGAGGAGCCGGGCAGGGCGGGGGGCUCGGAGCCGCGGGGUCUGCAGAGCCCCCCGGGGCCGUGGGGGGGCUCGGAGCCCCGGAGCCCCCCGGGGCUGCCCCCCGGCUCGGGGGUCCCGCAGGAGCCGGCCCCGCUCGCCCCGCGCUGGCUCCUGAACCGCAACUCGGAGCUGCGGCGGCUCCGCCGGCGGUGGCUGCGCCGGGCGAGCGGCGAGCAGGAGCCGCUGCCGCCUGCGGCGCCCAGAGCGGGCAGGAGCAGCGCCGAGCACAAAGGCACCUACAUGGGCUGCUUCACCCACGACUCCAGCGAGAGGACGCUGAGGGGAGCUGUCUUCUAUGACUUAAGGAAAAUGACAGUAGCUCACUGUCAGGAGGCUUGUGCUGAGAGGGCUUACAGCUACGCGGGGCUGGCGCAGGGCGCCGAGUGCUACUGCGGGAACUCGCUGCCCGCGGCGGCGGCGCCGGGCCGGGAGUGCAGCAGCGAGUGCCGGGGACAGCGCGGCUCCGAGUGCGGCGGCAUCGGCCGCCUGUCGGUGUACAGCGCUCAGCCCCGGCCGCCCGCGGGGACCCGGAGGAAUGUUAUCUAUCGAGGAUGUUUUAGAGCUCCAGAAAAUUUAACAGACACCUUUGCAGCCUCUCUGACACAGCCCAAUUUGACGGUGGAGAUGUGCUCUGAAUUUUGCUCCAAGAAAGAGUUCCCGCUGGCGGUGAUCGGGGGGCAGCAGUGCCACUGCGGGUUCCCCACCCGCCGCUUCCCCCUGCGCGACGGCGCCGACGGGCGGCGCUGCGGCCCCGGCGGCAACGGCGGCAACGGCAGCGCGGGCGGGGAGCAGUACUGCCGGGUCUACCAGACACCUGUGCAAGACACCCGCUGCACGGACAGGAAAUUCCUAACCACCAAGUCCAAAGUGUUCGUUGCUUUGUCAAGCUUUCCUGGGGCUGGGAACACGUGGGCACGCCAUUUGAUAGAGCAUGCCACGGGAUUCUACACUGGCAGUUACUACUUUGAUGGAGCCCUCUACAACAAAGGUUUUAAAGGAGAAAAGGACCACUGGAGGAGUAGGAGGACCAUCUGUGUGAAAACACACGAGAGUGGCAGGACAGAGAUUGAAAUGUUCGACUCGGCCAUCCUGCUGAUCAGGAACCCCUACAAGUCCCUGGUGGCAGAGUUCAACAGGAAAUACGCCGGGCACCUGGGCUACGCCACCGAGCGCACCUGGCGGGGCAAAGAGUGGCCGGCGUUCGUGCACAGCUACGCCUCGUGGUGGGCCUCGCACGUGCUGCAGUGGCUGCGCUUCGGCCGGCAGCUGCUGGUGGUGCACUUCGAGCAGCUGCAGCGCCGGCUGCUGCCCACGCUGCGCGCCAUGGUGCAGUUCCUGAACGUGACCGUCAGCGAGGAGCGCCUGCUCUGCGUGGAGAGCAACCGCGACGGCAGCUUCAAGCGCCCCGGCGCCCAGCAGAAGGACUUCCAGCCCUUCACCCAGGAGAUGAAGGACCUCAUCAACAAGUACAUCCUGACAGUGGAUGAAGCCCUACGGGCAAGAAACUUCUCAGGGCUGCCCAGCGAGUAUGUGCCCAGAUGAUAGGCUGGCAUCACGCUGCUGUGGUUAACAAUGAAGUUUCUUUUUUCUUAAAAAAAAAAAAAAAAAAAAAAAAAAAAGCCAACAGAAAAAAUUCCCAAACAAAAAACCCACAAACAAACAAGGACAAAAAAAUUUAAAAAAGGAGCAGAACUCUUUAUCAGUUGUGGCACAGGUACUUGUGGGGGCUGCUGAGCAGUGCAGCAGUUGGGAAUGCCGGGUUUUGGCAGCCCCAAACAGCCCAAACCUGGCUCCAGGGCCAUGGAGGGGACCCAGGGGUGGCAGAGAAGGCAGUGCCACCUGUGCCAGGGGUUCAACACAGGUUUCUGCAGCUCCACUCUUCCCCAGAGAGCCCUGCUGGGUCUGGGGGCACCAGGAGCAUCACCAGGUCAGUGCUCCUGGCUCGGGAAAUGGAACUGGCUCCAGCUGGGAGCGCCUGGAGAACGGGGGCAGAGGGGGAGCCCCAGCCCCCCCAGACCAGCAGGGGCAGGAUCCCACCUCCCACCCAGCCCUGAACCCCUGCAGAAGCCCCAGGGCAUCCAGCCUGGAGGAGCAGGGCAGUGCAGAGCUGCCCUCAGAGUCCCCAGCACGGGUGGAAUUGAACUCUGCAGCCCCCGGGGCAGUUGGACCCUGCAGAGGGGAGGGGACAGGGGCACCCAGGGCUGGCAGAGCGCUGGCCCCGUGGCCACUGGGCAGCUGGGGCUGUUCAACCCUGGGCCAGAGGGGCUGCCCUGCUGUGAGCCCCUGCCCUUCACCUGAAAUAAAGGAUUUCUUAAAACCUUGAGUGAAAAUACUAAUUUUAAUAAAACAAGUUUAUACAAAGGGA
Oenanthe melanoleuca is the source of this 3355-nucleotide messenger RNA. It is a transcript of the gene WSCD1, whose product is annotated as WSC domain containing 1. Bases 796 to 2532 code for a protein of 578 amino acids. NCBI's taxonomy places the organism in Eukaryota, Metazoa, Chordata, Aves, Passeriformes, Muscicapidae. The record is from RefSeq and is a predicted model, not a curated record. The transcript is spliced from 9 exons.